ACUUUCAAUUUAACUGAAAGCUAUAAUCUGAUAAAGGAUGAAUCAUUGAAAUGGAAUCCAUAUCGCCCUAAUUGUUAUAUUGGGUUUAGAGCAAACAUUCCUCACUCAAUUAUAUUAGGUGUGAUGUGGUUUAAUGCUGAUAGUAUUCAGGGAUUUCAAAAUAUACGUAAUUUUGUCAGUAUGGAUGAUAAAAUUAAGAAAUUUAGCUGGUUGAAGUUUAACCCUAGAUCAGGUGGCAGACAAAUUAUUAAAGAUGAUUUGUUGAAGAUUGAUAUUAUUGUUGAUUUUAUUAAAAAUAAAAAAAACUUGAAUAAUUGGGGAUUAAAAAUCACAGGCGUUAGUACAAGUCCUUUGCAUCAAAACUCCAAAAUUUCAAUAAUUACAUACAUCGGUCUUGAAAGUGAAACAUUUGAUGAAGAUCGAAUUUAUAAAAAACAGAUUGAGUUUGAUCCUGAUGAUUCUAACACCUAUGAUAUGGAGGAGAAUCCCGAUUAUUUAACAUUGAGUGACACUAAAACUGAUAUUAACGGAUUUGAAGGUUCUAUCAAACUAAAUGGCUUUACGAAGGAUUUUGGCAAGUUUGACAUUGAAAUCACUGAUUAUGCUCAAAUGAAUAAACAUCCCGAUUUUGAUAUGACAAGAGUCACUUUAGAAGAAAGAAGAAUUUAUGAAUCAUUGGGUCUUGAUUCUAAAAAAAAUCAUCAUUUAGAAAUUGUAGUUCCAAAUGAAAACGUAUGGAGAGCAAAGGAUAUCUUUUUAACAAUGUUGCAAGAAAGCAUCCGGGAUUUAUCUGAAAAAUAUCGAACAGCUAUAAAUUUACAAUCUCUACCGGCUUGCAAUGGUUUGAUUUUAAGAGAUUUAUAUGAUUACAGAGGUAAUUUACAUUUUAUUCAAAAGAUUUACGAAGGAGACUUUGAAUAUGAGAUUCUAUUUAAUCAAAGAAACAACGAUUCAAGAAUAACUUCAAAAAAUAUUAAUAUUAAAAUAACAGAAAAUUUGAUAUCAUUUGAUGAAAAGUUCAAUCAAAAAUUCAAACUACAAGCACCAUUUAAUAAACCAAAGUAUUCAAAUUUUGCAAAGGAAAUCAUUUCUAGUUUAAUGGGUGGAUUAAGCUAUUUUCAUGGAAGUCAAAUUGUUGAUAGGGUCACAGAAAUUGACGAGGAAAACUUUUCAGAAGUAGAAUUGACAAAUGGUAAAUUAGAAGGUCCAUAUGAAUUAUUGACAUUGGUGCCUACCAGAAGUUUUUUUCCAAGAGGAUUUUACUGGGACGAAGGGUUUCAUUUAAUUUCAUUGAUUGAUUUUGAUUUUGACUUGACCCUAGAAAUAUUAAAGAGUUGGUUUAAUUUAAUUGAUGAUGAUGGAUGGAUUGCUAGAGAGCAAAUAUUGGGACCAGAAUCUAGAAAUUUUGUUCCCAAGAAAUUUCAAACUCAGAAUGCUAAAAUUGGGAAUCCACCAACAUUAAUGUUAUUGUUUUCUGAAAUAUUGGAAAAGUUACAUGAAUUGAAACCCCAUGAAUUAAAAGGUAAUUAUUCGGGGAGCAUAAAUGAAGAGAUUACAGACAAACAAUCAACAGAUUUACAUUUGACGCAUCCCAGAUUAUUAGUGGAUUAUGCCCGAAGUAUUUAUCCUAAAUUGAAAAAACAUUACUACUGGUUUAGAAAGACUCAAAAGGGAGAAACAGAAGAGUUGGAAAGAGAAUAUCCAUCUAGUGAAGAAGCUUAUAGAUGGGUUGGUAGAACUGAAUUGCACUGUUUACCAUCAGGGUUGGAUGAUUACCCAAGAUGUGAAAAUGCAGAUUCAACAGAAUUAAAUAUCGAUUUAAUGUCAUGGGUUGGUGUUAUGAGCAAAGCUAUGAAGGAAAUUGCCCGGUUGUUGAAUUAUGAGGAUGAUUAUAAGAAAUUUGAUGAAAAUGAGCGAAGAAUAGUUAAAAAUAUUGAGGAAGUAUUUUGGUCAGAAGAAUCAAAAUGUUACUGUGAUAUUCAUAUGAAUUUAGACGACGAGGAUGAGCUUGUUUGCCAUAAAGGAUAUAUUUCACUCUUUCCAUUUUUAUUGAAAUUAAUACCUGUUGAUGAAAGUACCGAAUCGGAAAAGCAUAUAUUGAGCAUCAUUAAGUUGAUAUCGGAUGAGGAUGAGUUAUUCAGUGAGUUUGGAAUUCGAAGUUUAAGUCAAAAGGACGAGUAUUUUAGAACAGGAGAGGACUAUUGGAGAGGAUCUAUAUGGGUUAAUAUAAACUAUUUAAUUUUAGAGAGCGUCAAGUAUUAUGUUGAAAAGAGUGAAAAUAGUGAAAUUAAAAGGUUGGGCGCCAAGUUAUAUGGAGAGUUACGAGUUAAUUUGGCAAUGAAUAUUUAUAACGAGUGGGUUAGAACAGGAUUUGUUUGGGAGUCGUAUUUUGAAAACGAUGGGAAAGGAAAAGGAGCCAAUGGGUUUACAGGGUGGAGUUCUUUAGUGGUUAACAUUAUGAAAAUGCCUGAAGAGAUUAAUUGA
Messenger RNA from Ascoidea rubescens DSM 1968, 2484 nucleotides. RefSeq names its product mannosyl-oligosaccharide glucosidase (gene CWH41). Gene Ontology annotation, molecular function: Glc3Man9GlcNAc2 oligosaccharide glucosidase activity. Gene Ontology annotation, cellular component: endoplasmic reticulum membrane. Lineage: Eukaryota; Fungi; Ascomycota; Saccharomycetes; Ascoideales; Ascoideaceae. Gene Ontology annotation, biological process: oligosaccharide metabolic process; protein N-linked glycosylation. The annotation marks the transcript as partial. The transcript has 2 exons. The record is from RefSeq and is a predicted model, not a curated record.